UCGUAGUUGUAUAUAAGUGUUACUUCAGCUUCGUAAUUCUCAGGUAUCGUUGUUAAUUUCAGUCGUACUGUGUUGCAGUUUUUCAUUCAUUUGAAAGCAGAUCUACAACAUAUCCUUAAACAAAACUAUAAUAAAGUUUCGAUUUUUUGGGCGUUGUUGGGUAGAGGGAAGUCUAUUUUAGUUUGUUUCUAAAUUGGGUCUCAAAAUACUAUAUUGAAUUUACAAUCUUUGAAGAUUUGGGUUUAUUAGGCGAGCGAAGCAAAAGUUUUUAAGAGUUAUGGCAGUAUCAAUGGUUAUUAGAGGGGCUACUCUAGGGGAAGCAUUUGCAGAGGUCAUUGCGGUGUUAUAUGAUACAGUCAAGAAUGUGGGAAACAAAGACUGCUCCUUCAAACCCCAUAUUCAAAACCUCGAAUCCACGCUAGAUCGUUUAUUGCCUAUAGUCAAAGAUAUAAAGCGAUCAAUCAACCAAAUUGAUUUCCCAGAAAAGAAAACAAAGAGUUUGAUCGAAGAAAUGAAGAUGGGCGAGACGCUAAUUCGCAAGUGCUCGAAAAAACGGUGGUGGAACUGCUGUUUCGAAUUCUGUUGCCCCACCGAACUUUCCGAGUUGAACGAGGACAUCGCAAGGUUCUGUAAGGAUGAUUUGGAAGCAAAUAGCACAAGGAAUGAUGAGACGGAGAUAUCGAUGAACUUGAAUAUUAUUACUCUAGAAAAGGAGGAUUCUUCGAACUUGGACAGGCCAAGGGCAUUUUGUGCGGUUCGUAGACCCCCUAAUUUUACAGUUGGGUUUGAUAUGCCAAUGAUGGAGUUGAAGACACUGCUGUUGAAGGAGGAGGUGAAGCAGCUUCUAUUGACCGCUCCUGCAGGAUGCGGGAAGACCACAUUAGUCCAAAUGCUUUGCCAGGAUAACCAAAUUAAAGGCAUGUUUACGAACAAUAUUCUCUUUGUCAACGUUUCUAAAACUCCUGACAUGAAGGUCAUUGUACAAAACCUAUUUAGUUAUAAGGGUAUUCAGCCUAAGUAUCAAAUUCAAAGUGAUGAAGAUGCAAUUUACCUGCUACCACAAAUGUUGAAACAUAUUGGACCUAAUCCUAUAUUGUUGAUCCUGGAUGAUGUCUGGCUUGGAUCAGAAUUCCUUCUUGAAAAGCUUAAGUUUAAUAUUCCAAACUACAAGAUUUUGGUUACUUCAAGAACUGCAUUUCCAAGAUUUAAACAUACAUAUAACUUGAAACAACUAAAUGAAGUGGAUGCAAUGACUCUUUUUUGUCGUUCAGCAUUCCUACAAGAUGAAAGCUCUUACAUUCCAGAAGAGGAUAUCAAAAAGAUAGUAAGAGGUUGUGGGGGGUGCCCAUUGGCCCUUAAAAUAAUUGGUGGCUCAUUGUGUGGACAACAUGCAGUGGUAUGGCACAGUAGACUCUUGAAAUGGUCUGAUGGUCAUUUUUUUUUCAAUUCUGAUACUGAGUUGCUUCCUCAUCUUCAAAAAAGCCUAGAAUUUCCAGAUGACAAGAUCAUUAUCAAAGAGUGCUUCUUGGACCUAUGUUCAUUUUGGGCAGAACAAAGGAUCCCUGCUACUACCCUUAUUGAUAUGUGGGCAGAAUUAUACAAACUAGAUGACAUCCACGCGAUUGCGUAUUUGCAAGAGCUCACCAUUCGAAAUCUGGCUAAGCUUGUGAUGACAAGGAAAGAUGCAAGUGAGGUCAAUAGCUAUUACAAUGAAGACUUUGUCACACAACAUCAUAUUUUUAGAGAGCUUGCUCUACAUCACAAUAGCCAGGAGCCUAUCGGACAACGGCUAAGAUUGAUCAUGAACAUAAGUGGAAACAAUCAGCCAAAGUGGUGGAUGGAAAAGAAACAACUCAUCAAUGCACGCUUAUUAUCUAUCUCAACUGAUGAAUCAUUCUUGUGGAGUUGGUGCAACAUUCAAGCACCUAAAGUUGAGGUUUUAAUUCUAAAUUUUCAAACAAAGAAUUACACUUUACCUUACUUUGUGGAGAAAGCAAAUGAACUCAAGGUUUUGAUAGUCAGUAAUUAUGGUUUCUUUCAUGCUGAAAUAAAAAACUUUGAAUUGCUCUGGUCUCUACCCAAUUUAAAGAGAAUUAGGUUAGAGAAGAUUUCAAUUUCUUCCCUUUGCGAGACCCUUGUACCAUUGAAGAAUUUAAGAAAAAUAUCAUUGUUUAUGUGCAAUAUUGGUAAGGCUUUUGAGAAUUGUACUAACAAGGUUUCAUAUGCGUUGCCAAAUCUAGAAGAGAUAAACAUUGACUAUUGCAAUGAUCUGGUAGAACUACCUGUUGGGCUAUGUGAUAUUGUCCACCUAAAAAAACUCUACAUCACCAAUUGUCAUAAGUUGUCUAUUCUGCCUAAAGGAACUGGAAAGCUGGUGAAUUUAGAAGACCUAAGGCUUAGGUCUUGUACUGAUUUGUCAGAGUUGCCAGAGUCAAUUAGAAGCCUCCAUAAGUUAAGCAUUCUUGACAUAUCUAAUUGCCUAAGCAUUAGCAAGUUGCCAAAACACAUUGGUGAGUUAUGUAAUUUGAAAGUGCUGAACAUGAAAGGGUGCUUGAGGUUACGUAAUUCAUUACCAGAAUCAACAAUGGAUCUUAAGCAACUAAAGAUUGUGGUAUGUGACGAAGAGAGGGCCAAGUUAUGGGAGCCUAUCAAGGAAUUCCUCACCAAGCUUAAGAUUGAGGUGGCUAAGAACAAUAUCAACUUGAAUUGGCUUCUCAAGUAAGAUUUUGAGAACUGUUUCUUUUUAGAAAGUGUUGUGUUGCGGGUUUAAUAUGGUCAUUGUCAUAUUUGUUGUCUUUCCUAUUUCUUUGGUGUGCAAGUUGUAAGCAAUCCCUUUUUUUUUUUUUUUAUGCUUGGUUCUUAUUUUUCAGAAUAAUUGACUUUUGUGUUGUAAGCAAAACAUAAAUAAGGGAAAGUUAAUAAGAAACUUAUGUUAUUUUGUUAGUUUUAUAUGUAUAGAUGAGUUUGAACUUUGUAGGUCUAUCUCCCCCAAGAAACUCAUAAAAUAUCAUUUUCACUCUCUAUUUUUUCUUAAGAAAUCCAAAAUAAGGAAUUAAAGUGUGUUGUAUAUACGAAAGCAUCCAAAAGAAAUGAAUCCAAAAAUAUGUGGAGAACUCAUAGAUAAUAGGAACUAAUGAGUCUAGAAAAAUCAAUUGGUCGUCCGCCAAAAUGGACGACAUUAAGUCACUAGUAAGCCAUCAAAGAAAGAUAAGUAACCAUUCAAGCACAUUCAAUAUAUUCAAUGACGGUCAUUACUCCCAUGAAGAUAAUAACCAUUACACUCAAGGUAAUAAUCACCUACAAUCAUGUCCAAUAGUUACUUAAGUCACCUAUGAAAGGAACAAUCUGCCCCACUUGCUAAAGUAUGUUAAAAAAUACUACAAAAUACCAUCUAUAUACAAAAUAUUUAGGCUGAUACUAACUUAAGCAUCGGAGACUCCCCCACUGGGCACAACCCAGUGGUUUCUUCGAUAAACUCUAUUUCUUCUUGCAGAUCUCAAAAGCUCGUCAAAAGCUAUGAAUUGGACAAGUGGCUCAAUUGACGAUUUUUUGUUUCAUCAAUUUGGCGCUGUUUGUGGGGAGCGACAAGUCAUUGUUCUCUUCCCAUGACAAAAUAUUACCAGUGGUCUCUUUAUUCAUAAGAGACCGUUAAUCAUAACAGUCAAGUGAAGGGCCUAAGAAGAAUACGAAACAAAGUUAGCCAACUAGGCCACUGUCUUAUAGAGGCAAAAAGCAAAGGGCCAUUUCAUUGGUCAUCGCCAAACAACAAGGUAGCAACAACAAAAGCACCCAGGAUGACCUCAUCACCAAAGGGAAGAAAUACAACCUCGAAGGGACUUGAACGGAUCACAACAACGUGGCCUAGAUCUUGUACCCUCAAAAGAAUGAAGCAAAAUAGAUCUAUCUCAUAGACAUGAAAUAUCAUGUUAAACUUAACCAAAGAAAUCCUAAAAGAGAAGAGCUUGUCAAGAAAACUUCAGCAAUGAAAAGACCAAGAAAUCCAGCGAUGCUUGAAGAGAAAGAACAUAGGCCUGCCUUCACUAGCCUGCCACCAUCGAUCAACCAACGAAACCACUACCGGUUACAUUUUACUUAAGCAGAAUGAGGAAGGGGAAGCUUCUACUGCAGUGCUUUUUACAACAUUUGGCCAGGAUCUUGUUUGCCCACUAAAGUUGAUCUUAUCAGAAUUUAUGAUCUUGCACAUUUGUUUGCUGCCUCCUAAAGAUUGCAAUCUCUGUAGUUCUGUACCUCUAUAAUGCACCUGAGCAUGUGAUCAGUUUUCGACUAUUAAGUAUUGCAAUGCCAGUACCUCUUUUCUUCGAGGAACUGAACAUUUUGGUACUACACAUAGACAGACAUACAUUGAUCCAUGUCCAGGUUCUAGUUUCAUUUUUAGAUAAAGAGCUGCAUACUUAGCUGCAUCGACUCAAGGGAUUGUGGCAUCAUUAUUAACCCAAUGGAUGUUUUUUAUAGAGGUGUUGAAACAGAUACUUUGACAGGUGCAGGAGUGGUGGAGAAAGUAGAGGUAGAGGUGGAGAUGAAGGAGUAUAAGUAUGAGGAAUUAGUUAAAGCCCUUGAAAACUUUGGAAACAGGAGGUACAAAACAACGCAAGAAAGCUUGGUGAGCUAAAACUUUUAGAGUUGCUGCCUUUCCAAUCAAGUCUAAAAUCUUAACAAUUCAUGCUAGGUUUGAAUGGCCUACUCUAUUUUAGCUCAUAAGCAUCCUCAACUCUCCUUGCGGCAGCAUACCUACAACAUAGCCAUAAAUCACCUGAUCUUCAUUUACAAGUUCAAUAUGGCUGCAAGACUCAAAACUGCAAUAUACACAAUCUUAUCAAGUCUAAUACUAGACCCCCUUGUGAAACAAUUCAACAACCUUUUUGUCAUAUCCAUGAGAAUUAAAACUGUGUAAUGGCUAAUGAUUCAAUAAGUGCAUUAGCUAAUGCCUAGUACCUAUCAAAUGGCUGAUGAGAAGAUCAUAAGCAAGGACUUCAAGUAAUCAAAAGAUGGAAAUUACCCCACCAGGUACAGUCAAAGUAAAUGUUGAUGCUACUAUGUCAGUGAAUGCUUCAAUUUUGAGAGUAGUAGUUCAAGAUGAAAUGUAAUCUAUCUUAAAGCUUGGACAAAGAAAAGUUUAAAUCCAGUGAUCCUUUAAUGACAGAAAAAUUUGCACCCACUAAUAGUUUGUCUUUAUGUUGUAGUAAUUCCUCUCUUCCUCUUUCAUUUGGGAGGUUUGAUUCAGAAAUGUAUCCUUUAUUUCUUAUUAAUGAAAAUU
This is a messenger RNA of Quercus lobata, 5275 nucleotides long. Its product is annotated as probable disease resistance protein At5g66900. The record is from RefSeq and is a predicted model, not a curated record. The transcript has 14 exons. Gene Ontology annotation, molecular function: ADP binding. Lineage: Eukaryota; Viridiplantae; Streptophyta; Magnoliopsida; Fagales; Fagaceae. Bases 278 to 2722 code for a protein of 814 amino acids.